AAAAUUUAUGAAGCGCCGCGUCGAUUCCAAGUGCAUAAGCUGUCAAGCUCAUUUCCGCUUGUCGCUGUUCGUUCUCUUUUCAUUGUCGAGUCUUGACAAAGCAACACGCAUUGUGGACGAGCUAAGGUGCUAACGUCCGCCCGGCAACAUCAUGGUAAACCAUCGUAUUCCGUCGGUCUUCUCCAAGACCUAUGUGACCCCGCGUCGUCCGUUCGAAAAGCCGCGUCUCGAUGCGGAAUUGAAGAUCAUCGGCCAGUACGGUCUGCGCAACAAGCGUGAGGUCUGGCGUGUCAAGUACACUCUGGCCAAGAUCCGUAAGGCGGCCCGAGAGCUGCUUACCCUCGAGGAGAAGGACGAGAAGCGUCUCUUCCAAGGUAAUGCUCUGCUGCGUCGUCUGGUUCGUAUCGGAGUGCUGGAUGAAUCCCGCAUGAAGCUCGAUUACGUUCUCGGUCUGAAGAUCGAAGAUUUCCUGGAGCGCCGUCUGCAGACUCAGGUCUUCAAGCUUGGAUUGGCCAAGUCCUACCAUCAUGCUCGCGUCCUGAUCCGCCAAAGACACAUUCGCGUUCGCAAGCAGGUCGUGAACAUCCCGUCGUUCAUCGUCCGGUUGGAUUCCCAGAAGCACAUCGACUUCUCGCUCAAGUCGCCCUUCGGUGGUGGCCGUCCUGGUCGCGUCAAGAGGAAGAACAUGAAGAAGGGCCAGGGUGGCAGCGGUGGUGCUGAUGAGGAGGAAGAAGAUUAAGCCACUCGCUUUUCGAUGUACAGAUAAAACACCGAUUCGGAAUGUCUAGGCCGUUUUGUCAUUGUCUAGUGUGGCAAACAAGGUUGCCGGCAACUACCGCAGAAGCCGGAUGUUCGGUUGGUGUUUUUAUUCGGAUAAGGAAAAAUUUAAAAUAAAAACUUUUAUUGUCAAAAGUUAA
Messenger RNA from Aedes aegypti (yellow fever mosquito), 917 nucleotides. It is a transcript of the gene RpS9, whose product is annotated as 40S ribosomal protein S9. The record is from RefSeq and is a predicted model, not a curated record. The transcript is spliced from 4 exons. Gene Ontology annotation, cellular component: cytosolic small ribosomal subunit. Gene Ontology annotation, biological process: translation; positive regulation of translational fidelity. Lineage: Eukaryota; Metazoa; Arthropoda; Insecta; Diptera; Culicidae. Gene Ontology annotation, molecular function: rRNA binding; structural constituent of ribosome. The coding region runs from base 152 to 739 and encodes 195 amino acids.